AAGUUUUGUAUCGGCCUACAUCCCGACGGGAGAGAGAGAGAUCGCAUCCAAGUGGGAUUUCCAAAUGUAUACGCAGACUUUUCUUCAUUAUGGCUUCGUCCAAAGGCCCAGGGACCGAAAUAAAGCAGCAAUUUGUGACCAAGGAAGGAGUCUACAGGUUAAUGCCGCUUUCAGAAUAUUCUCGACCCAACAAAAUGCCGUACACAGUUCAACAAUGUCACCCUGUUCGCGUCUCGUUUGUAUCUGUAAAGGAGCAAACCGGUUGCAAUGACCGCAUCGUUUUCAACGUCGGUAGAGAACUUUAUUUCUACAUUUAUAAAGGAGUACGAAAGGCUGCUGACUUAACCAAGCCUCUUGACAAACGGAUCUACAAGGGUACCAUCCCUACAUGCCAUGACUUUAACUUAUUGACAAGAAGUGCCGAGAGUUUAGAGCUCCUUAUUGGCUUCUCAGCGGGCCAAGUGCAACUGCUUGACCCCAUUCGACAAGAAGUCAAUAAGCUCUUUAAUGAGGAAAGAAUUGUAGAUAAAUCCAAAGUGACUUGUCUGCAUUGGAUUCCAGGAUCAGAACACUUAUUCCUUGUUGCUCAUGAGAGUAGUAAUAUGUAUGUUUAUAAUAAGGAACAUCCGCCAGGCUCCAUGCCCUUGUCGUACUCCGCAAUGAAACAGGGUCCUGGGUACUCCAUCCACAGUGUCAAAUCCAAAACAGUAAGGAACCCUGUCUGUAAAUGGAAUGUAGGGGAAGGUGGCAUCAAUGAAUUCUCCUUUUCUCCAGACUGCAAACACAUAGCCCUGGUCACACAAGAUGGAUACCUUAGAGUGUUUGAUUUUGAUGCACAAACUCUUUAUGGAGUUAUGAAGAGCUACUUUGGUGGGCUAACCUGCGUGUGUUGGAGUCCAGAUGGAAAAUAUGUUGUCACAGGUGGUGAGGAUGAUUUGAUCACUGUUUGGUCUUUUCAUGAACUCAGGGUCAUAGCUCGCGGCCAAGGCCAUCAAUCAUGGAUCAGUGUUGUUGCCUUUGAUCCCUACACAACAAGUGUUUGCAUAGGAGGUCGCAUGGAUGACAGUGACGAAGAAGAGGUGGAGCAGAAUGGGGUUCCUGUGUCAGCUCCAAGCCAGGACGUCAAAGGGCUGAUAUCGUAUAGGAUUGGAUCUGUAGGACAGGAUACCAUGCUCAUGCUAUGGGAUUUGGGUGAUGAUGUGUUGAGGCCACAGAGGCCUCGCAACCGCAGUAUAAGGACACAUACUUUAACAAGCUCACAACAUUUGAAUUCAAACUCUAUUUGUAAUGGACCUUCUUCUAGUUGGGAGAGCAGCACCCCGAAUCACAACUCAAACGCUGUGGCACCCGCAACAAAUAUCACGAAGAAUUUAACGCAAGUGCACAGUUUGUCUAAAUCUGUUGAACUUUUAGUCAACACAAGAAACUGUAGCCCAGGGACCAGUAUUUGCCCCAGUAUGGACGAGGCCCCCAUGUUAGAACCACUAGUGGCCAAAAAGAUAGCUCAUGAACGUCUUACUUCAAUAGUUUUUCGAGAGGACUGCAUUGUGACAGCCUGUCAGGAGGGAUUUGUCCGUACAUGGGCACGACCAGGUAAAGUGGGUGUACAGUUCUCAGCAACAGUCGUGUGAUGGAACAUGAAGACACAGCGUACCAUGAAGUGGAGAAUCACCAUUAUAGAUAGCAUGAAGCACAGGUAGUAUGCUAGCCAACUCUCAUUUGGUGUUAUCUGGAAAUGUAUGUGAACAUUUGGAAUGAUGUGACCCUCAAGAGGAUGUGGGAACUAUAGUUCAAAUAAAAAUAGGUUUUCAUCGCAAUAUGAGAGCCAGCUAGUAGAAUAGGUAAUUUUAAGAAGGAACUUUGCUCUUUUAUCGGGCCUCUUUUAUAUUGUACUGGUCAAAUGUUUAACCCCUCAAAAUUUGUAUAGUUAUAUGUUCCAUUUACAUGGCAACUUUGCUAGCUUAAUGAAAAAAAAAGACUGCUUGCUGUAUGAGACCUCUGUAAACAGUAAAAAAUUCACAAGAUCUAUGUAAAUACUGUUUUCUGUACAAAUUUUGAGUGUUCAGCAAUUCAAGUGGCAUAAUUUAAAAGAAGCCUGAUAUCACAUUUCACUCUGAGGGAUAUGGUAUGGUAAAUUUGAGGAUUCAGAGACUUUGAGAAUUCAUGAUAGAUUGGUUUUCAUUAACCUGUGAAACUAAUUGUGAUAGUCAAAUUGUAAAAGUCAGGAAACAUAAAAGAGAGCAAUAGAAUUAGAGCCCAAUAAAGUGUAAUGUGCUAAAGUAUAGUUCACAGGUUAAUGAAAAUUACUCACUCGACCCUGCCAAAAAGUAGUAUUCAGACUGGAUUUUUUUAGAUUUCAAUGUUCUUGUUCAUUUUCUUCGCAGUUCACACCACUUUGAUUUAUCACAGCAUAAUCCGUACCUCCCUUUCUUAAGAAGCAGGCAAUAUUAUUUUUAAAAUCCUAUUUGCUAACCAAAUUACACUAAUAACACUUAUUUGUUGCUAAUUAUGACAGCUUGGUAGAGCUCGAAAAAUCAAUGAGAUCUCUAGACCCAAUCCUGCCUGAAAAAAAUGCAACUAGGUAAUUUGAAAUUUCUAAAAAAAGGAUGGAAUGAAAGUACAAUUUAUAAGUGUUUAAAAAAACCCACAAUAAUUAUACCUCUGCUCAGUUGGCCCAACACAAGCAAGAAACAAUUCCAAUGGCAAUCUUUGGUACAGUAAGCUCUCGUGAUAUACCCACAUUGCUAAGGACAUGUUGACACCUACCUUUGAAAUACAGUCGUUUGACAAAAGGUUGUCGUCAACCGGCUUUGUGGCUGUGUGACAAGCCUGUGAGCAUGGGUAAAAACCACUGAAGUGCCCAGCUGCAUUUAUUAGCCACUGCUACCACAAUCCAAUUCUUGGAUAGAUCAAAUAGUGUUGGGUACAGUAUACGCUGGAGUUGUAAGUUUAUGUAUCGUUUUACACAGUUUGGAUAGAUCAAAUUGUGUUGGGUACAGUAUACGCUGGAGUUGUAAAUUUAUGUAUCAUUUUACACAGUUUGGAUAGAUCAAAUUGAGUUGGGUACAGUAUACGCUGGAGUUGUAAAUUUAUGUAUCAUUUUACACAGUUUUCGUCAGGGGAGGGUGGGGUGAAUUUGCUGUCAUUUUUUGGAGGUUGCACCAUACUACAAUUGUGUCAUCCCCAGGGUUGUAAAAAUGUUGUUUUGUAUGAAACUGGAUGGAGUUAGCCCUCUUUGAGAAAAGGGUAUGAAUAUUUAAGAGUCAGAAUAAAAUUUAACUGUUACUUUA
Nematostella vectensis (starlet sea anemone) is the source of this 3290-nucleotide messenger RNA. RefSeq names its product WD repeat-containing protein 20. The coding region runs from base 90 to 1631 and encodes 513 amino acids. The transcript has 4 exons. Gene Ontology annotation, molecular function: protein binding. The record is from RefSeq and is a predicted model, not a curated record. Lineage: Eukaryota; Metazoa; Cnidaria; Anthozoa; Actiniaria; Edwardsiidae.